AUGAAAACUGGCAAAUCUUCCUCCAAGGAGAACAAGUUGAAGCUUGAGUAUCUCGAACCCGCACUCGGCUUCACCGAACGCAAUGAGCCUACCAAGGCAGCUGUCGUGCGGGUCGAGCGACUCACGUCCCAGCCCGGCGCUGUGCUGGGCCUCUUGAAGCCGUUUGUUUCCUACGUUGGACAAAACGAGCCGGCAACGCAGUCGUUUUUCGCCUAUAAAAGUCGCGAGUCGCCGGAUCAAAUAGUGAUCUUCGAGAGGUUCGAGAGCAAGGCGGGCUUGGAAACGCAUCUCCAGUCGGAAGCUCGCAGGCAGUUAGACGAGCAACUGGCCUCUAUGGUCAAAGGGAGAGCAGCGGACUCCUUCAAGGAGGCGGGUAUCGGAUUCAUGAAACGCCAUUAG
This is a messenger RNA of Fonsecaea multimorphosa CBS 102226, 399 nucleotides long. RefSeq lists its product as uncharacterized. NCBI's taxonomy places the organism in Eukaryota, Fungi, Ascomycota, Eurotiomycetes, Chaetothyriales, Herpotrichiellaceae. The coding region runs from base 1 to 399 and encodes 132 amino acids. The record is from RefSeq and is a predicted model, not a curated record. The transcript has 2 exons.